Pichia kudriavzevii is the source of this 825-nucleotide messenger RNA. RefSeq lists its product as uncharacterized. Bases 1 to 825 code for a protein of 274 amino acids. The record is from RefSeq and is a predicted model, not a curated record. Gene Ontology annotation, biological process: transmembrane transport. The transcript has a single exon. NCBI's taxonomy places the organism in Eukaryota, Fungi, Ascomycota, Pichiomycetes, Pichiales, Pichiaceae.
AUGCAAAGCUCCAUCCCGGAACCGUACCUGUCCUUCCUCUGCGGAGGAUUUGCAGGCGCCCUCUCAAGAACCGCCGUCUCCCCCAUCGAGCGGGUCAAAGUGCUCUUCCAGGUCCAGGGCCUCGGCCACGCAACCCACUACAAGGGCGGGACCCUCUCCACCGUCGCCCAGAUCUACCAUGAGGAAGGUUACCGGGGCCUCUUCCGUGGUAACGGCACCAAUUGUAUUCGUAUUAUCCCUUAUACGGCCAUUCAAUACAUGGUCUAUGAGGAGGCCAAACUUUUAACUGGUGAAAAACUCCUCUCUGGAAUGGUUGCCGGCAUUGCCAGUGUCGUUGCAACUUACCCACUCGAUUUGGCCAAAACAAGACUUUCCAUGGCAUAUGCUCGCGGAGAGAAAAGCACCAUUGUCCGCACCCUCCAGACGGUAGCACGCACAGAGGGCGGCCUGCGCGCGUGCUACCGCGGCGUCGUCCCCACGGCCCUGGGCGUCGGACCCUAUGUCGCAUUGAACUUCACUUUUUACGAACAACUGCAAGACUCACAAUACACUAAAUGGAUCCCAACUCCUUUAAAAUCUCUUUUACUAGGCGCCCUAUCUGGGGGGGCUGCAUUAACUUCCAUGCAUCCUCUCGACCUUCUCCGUCGUCGCUUCCAGGCUCGGCCUCCCGUGGGGGAGACCAUCUGGUCUGCCCUUUCCACCAUUGUCCGCACAGAGGGCGUGCGUGGACUCUACCGCGGCUGGGGGGCCAACAUGUGGAAAAUCAUGCCCUCAAUGGCCGUCCAGUGGGGGAGCUACGACUCCAUCAAGAAACUACUUGUUUAA